This is a messenger RNA of Lagenorhynchus albirostris (white-beaked dolphin), 6127 nucleotides long. It is a transcript of the gene DARS2, whose product is annotated as aspartyl-tRNA synthetase 2, mitochondrial. Gene Ontology annotation, molecular function: nucleic acid binding; ATP binding; aspartate-tRNA ligase activity. Lineage: Eukaryota; Metazoa; Chordata; Mammalia; Artiodactyla; Delphinidae. Gene Ontology annotation, biological process: aspartyl-tRNA aminoacylation. Gene Ontology annotation, cellular component: mitochondrion; cytoplasm. Bases 588 to 2546 code for a protein of 652 amino acids. The record is from RefSeq and is a predicted model, not a curated record. The transcript is spliced from 17 exons.
GUGGGUAAAGGACAGCUUGGCUCCCAGCGGCGAUCUGUGUGUGGUUUCGGGCCCUAGAAACAUUUUGGAUUUGCUUUCAUUCCUCCUUCUGAAGACCCAAGGUCGGCCACCAGGUUUGGGAGAUUUGAAACGCGGGGCUGAUUUUCCUCCCUGUUUUCCGGUUCUGCCCGCGGGAACCUUCGAGGAAGCGUGGAAGGAUGGGAAGGGCGUGCGCCUGCUGACCGGCCCCGUGUUGCCUCUGCGUGGCCGCGGUGUCCCGCCUUGGCUGCUCUAUGGAAUCGUACGCUUGUCACUUCAGGCCGAAGUUUUGUUUGUUAAUAGAAGUGAAACGGAUGCGUUGAGAGGGGACAAAGAUUUUAAAAGGCCCUUCCCCUACCCAACUUCCCCAAAGGCCCCAAAGACUGCAGAUUUAUCUAGUUUGCCGACACGAGCUCUUGAAUGUUCAGCGGACAAGGGCUUAAAUAUAAGAGAGUGGGAACUCCUAACAUUUUAAGGGAUUUGUGUGUAUUUCCAAAACUGACUUUUGACCGCCAUCCAACACCUGCUGCGUGAGAUUCCUGAGCGUCUCGCCAUCCUGCGGCUCUAACAUGUUCUGUUGGUUAAGUCGGCUGUACAGGGGUUUAUCCAGACCCACUAGAAGGACCACACAGCUGAUCUGGGGUUCUUUCUCCCGAAGUCUGGUACUGAGUUCACAGAGGAGAAUUCCAGAACUCAGUAGUUUUGUUGCCCGGACCAACACGUGUGGAGAGUUGCGUUCUUCUCACUUAGGCCAAGAAGUCACCUUGUGUGGAUGGAUUCAGUACCGAAGGCAAAACAUCUUCCUGGUCCUAAGAGAUUUCCAUGGGCUUGUUCAAGUUAUCAUUCCUCAGGAUGAGUCGGCUGCUUCUGUGAAGAAGAUUUUAUGUGAAGCCCCCAUGGAAUCUGUGGUGCAAGUGUCUGGCACAGUAAUUUCUCGACCUCCAGGACAAGAGAAUCCAAAAAUGCCAACAGGUGAGAUUGAAAUCAAAGUUAAAACAGCUAAACUUCUGAAUUCCUGCAAGAAGCUGCCCUUUGAAAUUAAGGACUUCGUGAAGAAAACAGAGGCUCUUCGUUUGCGGUAUCGCUACUUAGAUUUGCGUGGUGUCCAAAUGCAGUAUAACCUGCGACUGAGGUCCCAGAUGGUCAUGAAAAUGCGGGAAUAUCUCUGUAAUCUACAUGGGUUUGUGGAUAUAGAAACACCAACAUUAUUUAAAAGGACUCCAGGGGGUGCAAAAGAGUUUGUAAUACCAUCCAGGGAACCUGGAAAGUUUUAUUCUCUCCCUCAGAGUCCUCAGCAGUUUAAGCAGCUUCUGAUGGUUGGUGGUUUAGACAGAUAUUUUCAGGUUGCCCGAUGUUAUCGAGAUGAAGGAUCAAGACCAGACAGACAGCCCGAAUUUACUCAGAUUGACAUAGAGAUGUCCUUUGUAGAACAGACUGGCAUCCAGAGUCUAAUUGAGGGUUUGCUCCAGUAUUCAUGGCCCAGUGACAGAGAUCCUGUGGUGGUUCCUUUUCCUUCUAUGACUUUUGCUGAGGCGUUGGCCAGCUAUGGAACUGAUAAACCUGACACUCGCUUUGGGAUGAAGAUUGUAGAUAUCAGUGAUAUGUUCAGAAACACAGAGGUUGGAUUUCUUCAAGAUGCGCUUAGUAAACCCCAAGGAACCAUCAAAGCCAUAUGUAUCCCUGAAGGAGAAAAAUACUUAAAAAGGAAAGACAUUGAGUCCAUUAGAAAAUUUGCAGCUGACCAUUUUAAUCAGGAAGUCUUACCUAUAUUCUUGAAAACCAAUAACAACUGGAAUUCUCCAGUUGCUAAGUUCAUAAUGGAGGAGCAAGGCUUGGGACUAAUCAGACUGUUGGAGACCCAAGAGGAGGAUGUGGUCCUGCUAACUGCCGGAGAGCAUAAGAAAGCAUGCUCUUUGUUGGGAAAAUUACGACUGGAGUGUGCUGACCUUCUAGAAGCAAGAGGAGUGGCGCUUCGUGACCCAGCUCUGUUCUCUUUCCUUUGGGUUGUGGAUUUCCCCCUCUUCUUUCCCAAGGAGGAAAAUCCCGAAGAGCUGGAGACAGCCCAUCACCCGUUUACUGCUCCCCACCCCAGUGACAUCCACCAUCUUUACACUGAGCCCCAAAAGGUCCGUAGCCAACACUAUGACUUGGUUUUAAAUGGCAGUGAGAUAGGAGGUGGUUCUAUCCGAAUUCAUGAUGCAGAGCUACAGCAUUACAUCCUGGCAACAGUACUAAAGGAAGACGUGAAAUUGCUCUCCCAUCUGCUCCAGGCUUUAGAUUAUGGGGCGCCCCCUCAUGGAGGAAUUGCCAUAGGGUUAGACAGACUGAUGUGCCUUGUCACUGGAGCGCCAAGCAUCAGAGAUGUCAUAGCCUUCCCCAAAUCUUUCCAGGGGCAUGACCUUAUGAGCAAUGCCCCAGAUUCUAUCCCGCCUGAGGAAUUGAAGCCCUAUCAUAUCCAGGUCUCCUGGCCAACAGACUCAGAAACAAAAAAGAGUUCAUUGAAUCAUCCAUGCCAUCCAGAAAGUUGAGCUUUUGAGUUUUGUCCUCUUUGCUUCCCCAAGGCUAAAAUCAGAUCUGGAGUUCAGCCACAGAUCUGACUUCAAGUUUUUAAAUGGAAGGAAUCCAGGCAACAUUCUUCACCUCAAUGAAGAAACAGACAAAAGGUAUCCAAUUUUAACGAGAGCAUGCAUUAUUAGGAUUAUUUUAUUUGGGACUUUUUUGAAGUUUCUUUUUACUUGGAGAGGUGUGAAACAUGGCUUUUUGACAGAGUAACAUAAUGGCAUAGUGUUUUCUAAUCAUGUUUUUCAUACCCCGAUAGUAGAUUGUUCUCUUAGGACAGAGGUAAUCAAACCAUAUGUGAAAUGUGGGAAGAUUCUUGCCCCUUUAGACUGGUCCAUUGAUGGAGGGGUCAGUUCAACCAGCCUCAUCAAGAGAAUCCUAUAAAGGAAGCUGGAUAAUGACACUUCAGCUAUCAACAUAAUAUAGUGAGAAGCAACAUGAUAUAAAGUAAAAAAUCACUGAAAUAAAAGUCACAAGAUCUUAAUCAGUGCUUUACCUUGCAAGUUGUAUAAACCUCUCUUAGCGUCCCUUCCUGCAUGUGUGAAAUGUAAGCAGUACUUGCCCUGGCUCCCUCACUGGCCUCUUCUUGCCAGAAUCCUAGGAGAUAAUAUAUGUGGAAGAUAGUGUGAGUAAAAAUGCUUUGAAAAACUUUAAAGCAUUACUUAAAUGUAAGAUGGUGAUAUUAUUAUCCAUCUGUAAACAGUAUACAGAUAUAUCUAUGUAUUUUAUAGUUUAAGGUUAAACAAAACUGACAUCUGUGGUAAAAGGAAAACAGUAAUUUCAUUAAUCAGUAUUCUGCUUAUAUUUCUAUUUUUUAAAAUAAUCAUUAAUCCCUGAAUAACACUUUCCCUCAAUUAUAAGUAACUAAAAAUAUUAAUUGACCUUAAACCAACCUCAAAUGUAGAAAAGUGAACACUGAAACUCAUCGUGAUUUUCUUACACAUUCUGUUGACACAAAUAAAGGCUUAUAAUUAAUUAGCAGUUAUAAAAUGGGAAUAAGGCCUUGAUUAAUGACAUUGUUCUUUUCUACUUUAUCUUCACUUUUGCCUUGACAUUCUUUUGAUUUACAGUUUACACCAAAUAUCAGUCUUAUAUUCCAGCCUAUUUUUCUCAGUGCUGUAAGCAGUUUGAUACUACAAUCUUUCUGUUUGAAAAUAAAAUCAGCUUUGCUUCCAGGUCUAAUUUGUUAUGCUCAAUAGGCUGUGAAGAGUGUGCCCUUCACUGAUGCCAUUAAGUGGAGCUUUUCCCAAAAGUUUGUCCUUUAACCCAGUCUCUCCCCAUUUGUGGAUGUACUCUGGAGCCAGAAAAUUAUUGCUGGCAGAGUUCUUAUGGUGAGAAAGGCAUACAACUCUGCCUACCCUUUCUCAGUGGAGGGAAUUUCUAGAGAUGCCCUUUAUUAGGUAAGAAAAUGCAACUUUACAUUCAUUUACCCCACAUCUGCAUUACCUAGUUUCUAAAUAUAAUAAAUUUACUAUUAACUGUUUAGAACCUAAUUCUGACCAAAAUAUUGUCUUUCUAUCCUGGAAAUGAGAGUUACAGAAGAUACCCAAAAUCCAGAGACUAUUUUCUAGGCUACAGACACCAAAGGCCCCAAGUCCCCAGAUGUCAUACAAUCUCGUGUUGGCAUCACAGAGACCUAGUCACUUUGGGCAUCACUCAGCUUUUCUUCAGUCCUGCCUGUCAGGAAAAAGAAAAGCUUAUUCUGAAAUCCAGGGAAAUGUCACUUUUUUUUUUUUUUUGGCCACACCACGCAGCUUGCGGGAUCUUAGUUCCCUGACCAGGGAUUGAACCCAGGCCCUCAGAAGUAAAAGCGUGGAGUCCUAACCACUGGACUGCCAGGGAAUUCCCAUUAAUUAAAUAUUUUCUCAAAAAUAAAGAACGUAGUUACUGAUAAAAGUUGGAAACAACACAACCAGAGUUUUGGAACACACAAACUAAUUGUAAACUGUAAGCCAGGUUUCAGUUCCAAGUCCAAUCUCCCCAGCCUCCUAGGGAAUUUAGAUUUAUUCUAUGUUGCAAGUUUUAAAAACAAAGUAAGCAACUGCCAGCUACAAUAUCGAUAGUUAUUAGUGGCUUCAAGCGAGCUUUGUCUUAUGAGCAAUUUCUCCUUGUUGGGAAGAGAUGUGUUAGAUGAUUGUGACGUUUUAUGCUCGUGGGCUUUGGCUUUUAUGUCAUUUUAUGCUCAUGGGCUUUGGCGGAAUAAAACAAUGCAUCUAUACAGCUGCACUGUCUUUUCCCAGAGUUCCCCUCUCUGAAGAACCAGAACUGUGACACUGAUCACAUUCCUUGCUGCUGAUUUUUUGUUAAGCCUAACUCAUCCUAAAGAUGCUGCCUUAAGGAUACUUUUUUCUUGUUUCAUGGAAAGUGAGUUAUUUCAUGACAUGAGAAAUAACCAGUACACAAUAAAAAUAUUAGAUGGGAUACCUGUAUAAUAAUUGCAUAUGUAAGGCAUACAUUAAGUGCACUUCUAAGUCAGUCUUCUGUGUUUAAGACGAUGGACUUAGUAGAAAGAACUUGAGUUGGACAUAACUGGAUUUAAUUCCUGGCUUUAACACUCUCUAGUUAUGCAACCUUGGCCCAGUCAUUUAACCUCUUUAGGCUCCUGUAUCUUUACCUAGAAUAGCAGUUCUCAAACAUUUUGGUCUCAGGACUACUUACACUCUAAAAAUUAUUGAGGAUCCCAAAGAGUUCUAUAUAGCUCUUUUAUUGUAGCAGGAAUUAAGAUUUAAGAUUAAGAUUUAACCCAUUACAUGCUAGCAAAAAUAGUACAUUUUUAUUUUUAAAUUAAUUAUUUUCCCAAACAAAAAUUAGUGAGAAGAGUGACAUUGUUUCUGCAGAUCUUUUUGAUUUCUGGUUUAACAAAAGAUACUGGAUUCUCAUAUCUGAUUCUGCAUUCCAUCUGUUGUGAUAUGUUGUUUUGGUUGAAAUAGCUGAAGAAAAUUUGGUCUCACAUAAAUAUGAAGUUAGAAGAGCGAGGAGUAUUUUAAUAGCCUUCUCUGAAAAUAAUGGAUAUUCUUCUUUGAUACUACACCAAAACUUGAACAGGUUUCUUAAAGGUUAGUUGCAAUGUGUAAUCUGCAAUCAUAUUGGUAAAUUUUUCUAAAAUCCAUUGGUCUGUCUUAUAUUUUGAAUACAACUGUGUUAUGCCUGGUUUUGUAACACUGCACAUUGAUCAUUUGAAAAAUAUUGGAUCACUGAAUUAUGCAGAUCGUCCAGGUGUUGACAAAUUUCAUUAAACAAUAUCUAGAAAAUCACAUUGAUUAACAUCAUGACUGAUCUCAUCCUAAGUCUUUAAGUAUGGAGGUAUAAGUGCACAGUGACAGAUACAAGCUUUCCAAAAUUGUAGUUUUCAUUUGAAAGCUUGAAUUUUAUCUUUGACAACUAAUACCAUCAGAUUUUUUCCCAAACUCAUUUGUUUUUUGAGAAAGUAUCUGCCAGUAUCUGUGGCCUGGGCUUUGGUCUCUCUCCAGUUCCAAGGAAGAGGCUGAGGCUCUGGCGCAUCUCUGCCUUCCCUUCUGCCUGAGUGGGAGAGGCCAGGUGGCCCUGGUGG